CGUCUCCACCUCCUCGCGUCCGUAAUCAGUGACGAGUCCGCUACGUAAAUCCCUUCGCGGCGGGAUAAAUAAAGAAAACGGGGAAGGAGGAAAGCAUUGAUUACAAAUGCCUUAACAAUGAGCAAAUGUGCAAAGAAAAAAUAUAUUAAGACAAAUCUAAGACAAAUGACCAUGGAAACAGUUGAAUCCCAGCAUGAUGGAAAUGUAACAGCCUCUUUGACAGAGAGCAAGUCUGCUCAUAUGCAGACUCAGACUGGCCAAAAUUCAAUCCCUGCUUUAGCUCAGGUUUCUGUAGCUGGAUCAGGCACCGGAAGAGGCUCUCCAGCUGUAACUCUAGUGCAGUUACCUUCGGGCCAAACUGUACAUGUCCAGGGAGUAAUUCAGACACCACAGCCAUCGGUUAUUCAGUCACCACAAAUACACACUGUUCAGGUAGCAACAAUUGCAGAGACAGAUGAAUCUGCAGAAUCAGAAGGUGUAAUUGAUUCUCAUAAACGUAGAGAAAUCCUUUCACGAAGACCCUCUUACAGAAAAAUACUGAAUGAACUGUCCUCUGAUGUGUCUGGUGUUCCCAAGAUUGAAGAAGAAAAAUCAGAGGAAGAAGGAACACCACCUAACAUUGCUACCAUGGCAGUACCAACUAGCAUAUAUCAGACUAGCACGGGGCAAUACAUUGCUAUAGCCCAAGGUGGAACAAUCCAGAUCUCUAACCCAGGAUCUGAUGGUGUUCAGGGACUGCAGGCAUUAACAAUGACAAAUCCAGGAGCUCCUCCACCAGGAGCUACGAUUGUACAGUAUGCAGCACAAUCAGCUGAUGGCACACAGCAGUUCUUUGUCCCAGGCAGCCAGGUGGUUGUUCAAGAUGAGGAAACUGAACUUGCCCCAAGUCACAUGGCUGCCGCCACUGGUGACAUGCCAACUUACCAGAUCCGAGCUCCUGCUACUGGUUUGCCACAGGGAGUGGUGAUGGCCGCGUCGCCCGGAAGUUUGCACAGUCCCCAGCAGCUGGCAGAAGAAGCAACACGCAAGCGAGAGCUGAGGCUGAUGAAGAACAGGGAAGCUGCCAAAGAAUGUCGACGCCGAAAGAAAGAAUACGUAAAAUGUCUGGAGAGCCGAGUCGCAGUGCUGGAAGUCCAGAACAAGAAGCUUAUAGAGGAACUUGAAACCUUGAAAGACAUUUGUUCUCCCAAAACAGAUUAGUAGAAAUAUUUAACUAUGAACUGAGGACAGCAUGUACAGUUGCUUUUGAAGGAAUACAAUAUAUAGCUGGCAAGAAUGGUGGCUUUUUUUUCUUUGUAUCAUUCAUCUUCUCGAAUCUCUUAACAUUCCUAAAAUGGUUCACUGUACGUAGUUAAGUCAUAGCUCUAACUUCAAAUUUUUUAAAAGAGACAAACUGUAAAAAAUGUAUGUAGCAGAUUCUUAGAAUGCAAUAUUUGUAAGACUUGUUCCAGGCCACAUACGUGCAGUUCCCAUUUUCUCUGUCUUGAAUAGCGUCCUAUGCAAUAAAAUUAUUUGCAGGUCUUUAAAUCAUUUUAGGAAAGAAUGAUCAAAAAUAAUGCAUCCAGCAGUACAAUAAAAGGAAACCACAAAAAAUACCUCAGGAAAUAAUCGAAAGAAAGUCUAUCUAAUGACAUGCCUAUAUGAGAAGAAUAGUCUAGAUACGAAUUUAUGGCAUUUGCAGAUUUUUAUAUUAGUUGCUUUGUAAAAAAAAAAAAAAAAAAAAAAAAAAAAAAAAAAAAGAUUGUAUUCUGUCCUUGAAUGCCACAGUCAAAGAGAGUUUUUAAUAGAACCAUGUUGGUUGCAUUUUGUAGUGUUUGGUGCUCAUUUAAAUAUCUGAACAUUUACUACAGUUUUUAACUGUAUUGUGUAAUAUAAAAGGUCUUGCAGAAGUUCUUAGUGUUGGUUUAAUAUUGCCUCAUGAAAGUGAUGACCUGUUUUUAAUAUCUGGAAUGAGUCAAGAGCCUGUUGGGAUCGCAUUGCAUACCUUCAGGGACUCAAGUCAGUUUCCACACGGGCUGCUGAUCCUCCUGCCGUCUCAUGGCCGGGAUGGCCGCAGAGUUGUGCACCCAGAAGGAAAGAGCGACUGUUAGCGGUUCGCCUUCGUGAUACCUGAGACUUUCUUUCUGUAGGUGGUCUGGAGUGUCUGGCUGGUGGCGCCCUAUUUUGCGGUUUAGCAAACAACCACAGGAAUUUUAAAAACAAAAAAACUCCCUGGAUUUUAUUUUUUAUUUCAAAAUGCCUCAAAGUCCACAGUAGAUCAGAUAGCCUGCUGUCAGCACAUUCAGCUGAGGUUCAUUACAAUCAAGACUGCGAUGCGAUCUACGUUCUGUCUUGUUUUUCUAAUGAAAAGCUUCAGGGAAGAAGCCCAAAGCCCUCAGCACA
Molecule: messenger RNA, 2382 nt
Organism: Saimiri boliviensis boliviensis (Bolivian squirrel monkey)
Lineage: Eukaryota; Metazoa; Chordata; Mammalia; Primates; Cebidae
Source: RefSeq, a predicted model, not a curated record